AAUUGCAAAAUGAAGACUUUAACGAUUGCACUAUGCGCGAUUCUCUUCGUCGCUGUUAGCGGCAGACCAAAUGGCAUGGGCUGGAGACGUUACUUUGGAGGCUGGGAGAAACAUGGUGACCACCAUGAGUGGAAUGAUCACGUGGGUCUUAGAAAUAGCAACUUUGAUGAUUGGCAUAGAGGCGAAGAGUGGAUGCAUCAUCGUAGGCAGAUACAGAAAUCAGAAGAGAAUACAGAAAAGCCUGCAGAAACAACUCCUGAGGACACCACCGAACAACCUGAAGUUUCAUCCACGUCAGCCCCUGAAGAGUCCACAACAGCUGCACCAGAGGAGACAACUGAAGUGCCGGAGUCCACAACAGCUGCACCGGAGGAGACAACGGAAGUGCCGGAAUCUACAACAGCUGCGCCAGAGGAGACAACCGAUCAACCGGAGGGGAGUACAACUGGUGCCCCUGAAGAGCCGAUCACAACACCCAAGGAUGAAGACCUUGAAGCAUCAACAACUGAUGCAACUGAGGAAACCGAUACUACAGCAAAGGAAGAGGAGACAACCAUCGCGCCCGAUGACUCUACAACUGUUACGGCUGACGAUGAUUCAACCACAGAUGCUGCGGAUGAAACAACUGCAGCGCCAGAGGAGCCCAAUACCGAAGAACCCAACACCGAUGUGCCCAUUGAGACAACAGUUGAACCAGAGGAGGGCAGCGGCUCGGAAGAUUAGAUCACAGUCCUUAACUGUCUAAAGUAUUUCGAUAUUAAAAUAAUUAAGCUCAUUGCAAAUCCCCGCUGAGGAUCUUUACUAUUUAUUGUAAGUUAGCAAUUGCUAAGCAAUUGUGUAAUCUAAGUAUUAAAUAUACGUUAUAAUUUAUA
Messenger RNA from Drosophila busckii, 872 nucleotides. RefSeq names its product mucin-7. The transcript has a single exon. Lineage: Eukaryota; Metazoa; Arthropoda; Insecta; Diptera; Drosophilidae. The record is from RefSeq and is a predicted model, not a curated record. The coding region runs from base 10 to 723 and encodes 237 amino acids.